Messenger RNA from Mus pahari (shrew mouse), 300 nucleotides. RefSeq names its product secreted seminal-vesicle Ly-6 protein 1. The transcript has 3 exons. The record is from RefSeq and is a predicted model, not a curated record. NCBI's taxonomy places the organism in Eukaryota, Metazoa, Chordata, Mammalia, Rodentia, Muridae. The coding region runs from base 1 to 300 and encodes 99 amino acids.
AUGGGGAAGAAUAUCCUGUUCCUCCUGCUGGGCCUAUCCUUUGUGGUGGGCUUCCUGCAAGCUCUGAGAUGUUUGCAGUGUGAUAUGCUAGAUGAGGAUGGAAACUGUGUGAAAAAUAACUCCACCUGUGAGGCUAAAGAUGACCAGGAAUGUGGAAUACUGGUAGUUUCUUCAGGUAUUGAUAUCCUCUUUGGGAUGCAAGAUUGUUCUUCCUGGUGCUUAAAUAAGACUUUCCACUAUCCUAAUCUAACACUGGAUUUUACAUGUUGCCAUGAUGAAUCACUCUGCAAUGAGUUUUAG